Molecule: messenger RNA, 2886 nt
Organism: Drosophila subobscura
Lineage: Eukaryota; Metazoa; Arthropoda; Insecta; Diptera; Drosophilidae
Gene: Mmp1
Product: matrix metalloproteinase-14
Exons: 6
Coding region: 545-2377 (610 amino acids)
Biological process (GO): extracellular matrix organization; proteolysis; collagen catabolic process
Cellular component (GO): extracellular matrix
Molecular function (GO): metalloendopeptidase activity; zinc ion binding
Source: RefSeq, a predicted model, not a curated record
UUGUUUUUUGCGCGUUGCCCAGAGCGGAUGUGUUGUGUGUGCGUUUAGCGGCGAGAGACCGAAACGAAGUUCGAGUUCAAGAAUCCAACGACGAGUAACGAGUAUUGAAAACGUUUGAAAAUAUUUCAAGAGAAGACGAACGGAAAGACCGUAUCGAAAAGUGAAUCGGUUCACGGUUCAGUUUUGAGUUUUGAGUUUUGAGUUUUGUUUUUUGCGGAAAUACAAUAGCCGGAAAAUGACAGCGAGCAAUUAGUGCAGUUUCUCGUCCAGAUCCAGAGCCAGAGCCAGACAUAAAGAGACAAAAGUAGAGACAAAAGGAUUGGCUCACUGGCGCAAUAAUAAAUAAUAAACAACGACACAUCCAGAGCUGACGAAAACGCCCACAGCGGAAUAACGCAGUGGAAACAACGACGACGACAGCAGCAGCAGCAGCUACAGCAACAUACAACAAAAGCAACAAAAAGCUAAUUAAUUAAUUUUGAUAUAAAGUUCAAAGUGCGCACCACCGCCCACCCCAGCACGAGUGCAAGUGGAAAUUUUAUACAUGACAAUUAGAAGGAGAAUAACAACGACUACCAACACCAACACCAACACCAACACCAACAGCAACAAAAUGUCCAACUGCCAAAGUUCAGUGUUCAUUGCCGUAGGCACCCUGCUGUCCAUUUUGGCGGCAGUGCAGGCGGCACCCGUUUCCACCACCACACAGGCAGAGAUGUAUCUCUCGCAGUUCGGCUAUCUGCCCGCCUCAGCUCGCAAUCCUGCCAACAGUGGACUCCAGGACAAGUCAACGUGGCUGAAUGCCAUACAGGAGUUUCAGAACUUUGCCGGCCUCAACAUUACCGGCGAGCUGGAUGAUGAGACCCUCAAGUUGAUGUCCCUGCCCCGUUGCGGAGUGAGGGAUCGUGUGGGCACCGGCGACAGUCGCUCGAAGCGUUAUGCGCUGCAGGGCAGUCGCUGGCGGGUCAAGAACCUCACCUACAAGGUGUCCAAGUACCCCAAGCGAUUGAAGCGCGUGGAUGUCGACGCUGAGAUUGGACGCGCCUUUGCCGUGUGGUCCGAGGACACCGAUCUAACCUUUACGAAGAAGACCACCGGCCCCGUGCACAUCGAAAUCAAGUUCGUGGAGAGCGAGCAUGGCGAUGGCGAUGCCUUCGAUGGACAGGGCGGCACCUUGGCCCACGCCUUCUUCCCCGUUUUCGGCGGAGAUGCGCACUUCGACGACGCCGAGCUGUGGACCAUUGGCUCGCCACGCGGCACCAAUCUGUUCCAGGUGGCAGCCCACGAGUUUGGCCACUCCCUCGGCCUGUCGCACUCCGACCAGAGCUCGGCUCUGAUGGCGCCCUUCUAUCGCGGCUUUGAGCCCGUCUUCAGGCUGGACGAUGACGACAAGGCGGCCAUCCAGUCGCUGUAUGGCAAGAAGACCAGCCAGCCGAAGCCCUCGAAUGCCUAUCCAGUGACCAGCACGCUGCGUCCCUCGUACACACCACCGAAGGUGCCGCUGGACGACAGCAUCUGCAAGGACUCCAAGAUCGAUACGCUCUUCAAUUCGGCACAGGGCGAGACGUACGCCUUCAAGGGCGACAAGUUCUACAAGCUGACCACGGACUCCGUGGAGGAGGGCUAUCCCCAGCUCAUCUCGAAGGGCUGGCCAGGACUGCCGGGCAACAUCGAUGCGGCGUUCACGUACAAGAACGGAAAGACGUACUUCUUCAAGGGCACCCAGUACUGGCGCUACCAGGGACGACAGAUGGAUGGUGUUUACCCCAAGGAGAUCAGCGAGGGAUUCACCGGAAUACCCGACCAUCUGGACGCGGCCAUGGUCUGGGGAGGCAAUGGCAAGAUCUACUUCUUCAAGGGCAGCAAGUUCUGGCGCUUCGAUCCCGCCAAGCGGCCGCCCGUCAAGGCCAGCUACCCCAAGCCCAUCUCCAACUGGGAGGGUGUGCCCAACAAUCUGGAUGCGGCGCUCAAGUACACCAAUGGCUACACGUACUUCUUCAAGGGCGACAAGUACUAUCGAUUCCACGAUGCUCGCUUUGCGGUGGACACUGCCACGCCUGCCUUCCCCAGACCGACGGCGCACUGGUGGUUCGGCUGCAAGAACACGCCCUCGUCCACAGGUAAUAUUGUCGAGGGUUCGGACUCUGAGUACGAGCAGCACUCGAUGGUAUCGCAUGCCGAUGAUGGUAAUAGUGAUUUUGAUUUGGACGCAGCAGUUGGCGAUCAUCAGAGCAACGACGAGCCCAUCGAACCGGAAGUGGCCGAGAGGACGGGUUCCGGUGCCAUGUCCAUGUCGCAGCUGACAGGCAGCUCGGCGGUCAACACUGUGAUCUCCACCAUUCUGUUGUGCUUCAUCUCCAAACUGAUUGUUAGCUAAAAGAGAGCCAGGCAGAGCAGGCAGCCAGAGACAUACAUACUUAGGAACAAAACUGAACUCAACUGAAAGCCGAAACAACUCGAGUAAAAUUUCUAAAAUUUUACCGCACGUUGCUUGAAAUUCAUAUGCGCAACAUCAUAUCAUAUCGAGUACAGUGAGAGGAAAAGCUUAUAAAUACCCCCAAGCAAACACACAAAUUUCAAACCAAACAGAAGCGAUCCGAUGCGAUGCGAUCAGCAUGUGAAACAGGUGCCUUAUCAAAUAUAUCUUUGUUGUUGUGUAAAUAAAAUCAGCCUUAAAUAUAUAAUACAAAUAGUUGAUAACAUUCCGCAUUCGAAACGACAAAGCAAAGCAAAGCAAACCAAAACCAAACCAAUCAGGAGUCAUGUCAUAGCAGAAAUUCUUAUUGUCUAGCGUCUACCCCGUUUUUGGUAAUGACAAAUUGCGAUAUUAAAUUUAACGAGCCAUAUGCCAGGAACUAGAUAGAAUGAAAACCAAUCGGAAAAACA